Messenger RNA from Brachypodium distachyon (stiff brome), 447 nucleotides. RefSeq lists its product as uncharacterized. NCBI's taxonomy places the organism in Eukaryota, Viridiplantae, Streptophyta, Magnoliopsida, Poales, Poaceae. The coding region runs from base 1 to 447 and encodes 148 amino acids. The record is from RefSeq and is a predicted model, not a curated record. The transcript has a single exon.
AUGGGACCUACGGGCGGAUGGCCAUACACAAUUUCAACGAAUGCCACAGAUGGCAUGUUCAAGCUCUCCCUGAACGAGGGCUUCCAUGCGAUCCAUCACUACCGGAGUUCGUGCGUGGAAAAAGACAGGGCCAUUCCUGAUCAGCUAUACUUGUUCCUGCUAAAGGUCGUGCGGGAGUCGCAUGGCUGCGUUGUCACCGCAUUCUAUGUACACCGUGCAGUUGCCGUCGACGAGUCAGCGGUGGCAUCAGAGUGCCGGCUCAAGCUUGCUUACGAGAGUCCUUGCGGCAGCUAUCGCCAGGAGUCUACUUUCAGUGUGGCCUGCACUGAUCUCUUCGGCGGGCUGCCUUCUUCCGACGACUACUUCGAGUUCGUUCUACCAAAAUCCAUUCAUGCACUCUGUCCGGAUACUAUUGAGAUCUCAGUUAGUAUUGACAUCAAUGACUAA